Messenger RNA from Geodia barretti, 1053 nucleotides. NCBI's taxonomy places the organism in Eukaryota, Metazoa, Porifera, Demospongiae, Tetractinellida, Geodiidae. The record is from the annotation of a GenBank genome assembly.
AUGCCUGUUUUUCAACCCGAGUACCUGCACAAAGUCGCGGCCCACAUCUACCGGGCUAAAGGCACCCCCGCCGAUGAGGCGGAGAUCGUGGCGACCCAUCAGGUUAAGGCUAACCUGACGGGCCAUGAUUCCCACGGCGUCAUCCACAUCCCUGAGUACUGUGAGCGCAUUGACCGCGGCCACAUCGUGCCGGGCGCGGCCUUCGACGUGCUCAGCGAAACUCCCACCACCGCCGUGGUAGAUGGCAACUGGGGCUUCGGUUUCGUGGUAACUGAGAAGGCCACCCGCAUGGCAAUCGCCAAGGCCAAAGAGAACGGUGUAGCCGCCUUCACCAUCCGCCAUCAGAGCCACAUCGGGCGGUUGGGCGACUAUCCGACCAUGUGCGCCCAGGAAGGCCUGAUCGCUUUGCUGACCGCCGACUCUGGAGCUGGGCCCAAGGCCGUGGCUCCCUUCGGCGGGCGUGCCCGACGCCUGGGCACCAACCCCAUCUGCAUCGGCGUGCCCAGCAACCUGCCCGGCCAGGUGCUGCUCGACAUGGCGACGUCGGCGGUUGCGGCUGGCAAAAUCUCCCUGGCGCGCAACCGUGGCGAAGCGGUGCCGCUCGGCUGGAUUGUCGAUAAGGACGGCGAGCCAACUACCGACCCCAAUGACUACGCCGCCGGCGGGGCCAUCCUGCCCGUGGGCGCUGACCAGGGGCACAAAGGGUUCGGAUUGUCAUUCAUGGUAGAGAUGUUCUCCGGCUUGCUCACCGGCCUGGGUUUCGGUAUCGACCCGCAGGCCCGCCACAACGACGGCUGUUUUCUGGCCGUGUUCGACGUAAGCAAGUUCCGCCCGCUGGAAGAUUUCAAGCAGGAAAUGACCGAGUUUGCCGAGUUCGUAAAAACCUCACCACCGGCUACCGGAUUCAGCGAAGUUUUCUACCCCGGGGAGAUUGAGUAUCGCACGGAACAACAACGCCGCAAGGAUGGCAUCUUCAUCGAGGAUGAAACCUGGCGCCAAAUCUCUGACCUAAUGGCCGAAGUAGGUGUCGCCGAAGCCGUCGGCCAGCCGUAA